Molecule: messenger RNA, 2259 nt
Organism: Phyllotreta striolata
Lineage: Eukaryota; Metazoa; Arthropoda; Insecta; Coleoptera; Chrysomelidae
Source: the annotation of a GenBank genome assembly
AUGAGCGACAGCUCGAGAACCCUAAGCAGCGAGGCAAUGGAGAAAAUAAUCGGAAAUAUGACUGCAGAAAUGCAAAAUAUCGAUGGUCAAUAUGUUCCUUUGGGCUUCACACCACCACCGGCCACUGCGGAGUCCCUAAACUGGUCCCAACACCCACAAACGAGCUAUAUGAAUCGGUUCCCGCCGACCGUAGAUCAGUACGCACCGCAGAGUUUCAAUUUUCUACCCCAAAGUGCUCAGCUGUUCGAGCCGAACGGCUACAAGAAGAGCCUGCCCGACUACGAUCUCUACAAGCUGCAGAACGGCAACGACCUGGGGUACCUGGAGCCGGAUUAUCCCUACAUGCCCCACGUCAUGAACCCUCUACCCGAGCACCCGCUGUUGCACCAAGACAAAGUACCUGUGUCGAAUCCCACCCAAUUGAUAGAUCUGGUCGGUAACUGGAUGGUACCGAACGACAGCGGUACUUACUCGCCCUUCGGCACGUCGGAAUACAAACCGAACGUGUUCGAUUUACCAUCCGAUCUCAGUAACAGUACAAACGCGAAAGAUGAAAGUAGGUUUAAGAGCGAUCAACUCGACGAAGUACAAUUCUCGUUUAACAGAGACACCCGAAAGCCCAGAAUGGUGGCCGAGGUGAAACCGAUGCGACCGAGUUACUCGGACGUUCUAACCAAACCCGUCACACAGGUGGUUAACAAAUGCACGAAAAACGAAGCAAAGGAUAACAAACUGAAGAAGGAUUGCAAGAAGAAUUGCAAAACCGAGAAGAACCAGAAAGUGGCGAGCCCCUUGGGGAAAUUUAACGUUACGAACGACAUCAAAGACGCUUCCAACGAGAAAAGCACCGUUCACAUUAAACAAGACAAAAAGCCUGUUAGAGGCACCAACUUCAACAGGAAAUGGACUUCCUUGGAAAACAUCGCCGACUCCCACAUCAAAGUCGAGGAGACGAAGAAGAGGAAACCCGAGGAGAAAAACUGCCCGAAGAAUUCGAAAAAGUUCAACAAGCUCGUUAGCGAAAUCAACGUCGAAGAGAACAUCUCGAAGUGCGUCGGCGUGAAUUUGUGCAAGAAUCUAAAAAAGACCAUCAAACCGAUCGUCAGACCGAAACCGGCCGAUUCGUUCGGCAGCAACGAAAGACCGCCCGGAAAAAGGAUCCAGCGAUCGAGGAAAAAGGAUAAUCACGUUCCGUUCGGAGUGUUUGGUCAAAAAUUGAAGCAAUACACCAAAGGCUGGUGGAAAAUAAUCACCGUGUUCCUACUAUGGUUGUUUCACUUGAUCUCCGACAUUUGCCAGCUCAGUUUGCACAUCAGUCGUGAUAUGGCUUUGAUUUCUUGGAUAUGGAUUUGUUCGCAUUUGUCGCUGAUUUGGGAAGCCGCCAAGAGUUGCCUGUUGAAGAUCCGCCUCUUCCGAUGGGUCCACGACAAAUUCAAAGGCAGAAAAAAGCCGGAAACCGUCGAAGAUACGCCGCGUUUCACGCAAAGUGGCCUUCAGAACAACAUCAACAUGCCGACGACCGGCGACGAGGCGAUGAAGAGACUGUUGGCGUGCAAAGGAAAGGACCCUUACAGCAUCCUCGGCGUAGCGCCUACUUGUACCGACGACGAUAUUAAAAGGUAUUACAAACGCCAGGCGUUUUUGGUGCAUCCGGAUAAAAACAACCAGCCCGGCGCCGAGGAAGCUUUUAAAAUUUUAGUGCACGCAUUCGACAUGAUCGGAGAACCGGAACGCAGGGCUGCUUACGAUAGAGGCGUUGUGGAAUCGGCGCAGGUGGUGCAGGCGUGGAGCGAGCUGACGGAGCUGCUGCAGCAGCUGCAGGAGAAGGUGGAGGCGGCCGCGAACACGAUCAGGUGCAGCUCGUGCGGCAUGAGACACAAGCGCGUCAAGAUAGAUCGGCCGAGUUACGCGGCGCGUAAUUGCAACAUGUGCAAGAUCCACCAUUCGGCUCGAGAAGGGGACAUUUGGGCGGAGGCUAAAGUGAUGGGGUUCCUCUGGCACUAUUACGCUUGCAUGGAGGGGGCCGUGUACGAUAUCACGGAAUGGGCCGGUUGUCAGAAGGAAAAUCUCAAGCAUCUCAGACCCGAUUCGCAUCACGUGCAAUAUAGAAUAGCGCUCGGGAAACAAAAUCAACCGCGAAGGCACGUGCCCACGGCGCCCGCCGAUAGACCGGAUUUGGAAAAUUUGUUAAAUACUCUCUAUGGACAAACCGAUGGUACUCAAAGUACCCGCCGUAGGAAUAAGAAAAAUAACAAAUAA